AUGCAAUGGGCCGCCACUGUUAUUUACUCCAUUCUGUUUCUGCCUGUGUGGCCUGUGGCCCUGGCGGUGCUGAUGUGGAUAAGGAAACGCCACAAGAAGAAGCACCCGCAGCAAGAGCAGGAUCAGCCGCAACCGAUACCAGGCACUGAGCAUGAUAAGGGAAAGGGCAAGGGCAAGCAACUUGCUGAUGAUCCUCCUGGUCCGGAACCGCUGAUGGGGGGAGCAAUCGAUCCUCCACUGGAACUGCCUGAAAUUGUCAUCACUCCAGCAUUGGAUCAAUCACUGGAUCUGUCGACUAUUGCAGGACCUUCGAGACUGCCUACUAUUGCAGGGCCGUCAAAAGAGCCUCCAGCACCAGAAAGACCUCUUCCUCCACCCCCUGCAGAAGCAUCCUCGUCACUGCAUGUACCAAGCCUUGUCCCAGGACGCUCGAUGGCACCUGACGCACCGGAACGACCUCCUCCUGCACCUCCGGCGGAAGCAUCAUCGUCGAAGAAGGUGCCAGAACCUGCACCGGAGGGGUCUGCAGAGGCAUCCUCGUCAAUGGAUGUAUCAACCCCUGUACCAGAACCCUCGAGAGCUCCUCCUGCACCUCCUGCAGAAGCAUCGUCGUCGAAGGAUGUGCCAUUCUUUAUUCCAUGGCAGUUUCUUUGA
Molecule: messenger RNA, 654 nt
Organism: Thyridium curvatum
Lineage: Eukaryota; Fungi; Ascomycota; Sordariomycetes; Thyridiales; Thyridiaceae
Exons: 1
Coding region: 1-654 (217 amino acids)
Source: RefSeq, a predicted model, not a curated record